This is a messenger RNA of Papaver somniferum (opium poppy), 2233 nucleotides long. Its product is annotated as ribulose-1,5 bisphosphate carboxylase/oxygenase large subunit N-methyltransferase, chloroplastic-like. The coding region runs from base 266 to 1900 and encodes 544 amino acids. Gene Ontology annotation, biological process: peptidyl-lysine monomethylation. The transcript is spliced from 12 exons. Gene Ontology annotation, cellular component: chloroplast stroma. Gene Ontology annotation, molecular function: protein-lysine N-methyltransferase activity. Lineage: Eukaryota; Viridiplantae; Streptophyta; Magnoliopsida; Ranunculales; Papaveraceae. The record is from RefSeq and is a predicted model, not a curated record.
CAUCGUGACCAGUAACCGGGUCCAUCAGCCCGAUCCAAUUAAAAAUCCGACAUUGGCCUGUAACUCAACUACUCAAGAAGAUUGCUUGAGUGAGGUGAGAGAACCAUCAUUUUCCCUCUCUCUCCCACCCUCUCCAGGGUAAAGUCCAAGACAUUCCCUCUACUGUACAAACUAUCUCCAACAAUAAUCCUAACAACCACUCACUCCCCCAGAAAAUCCCCCUCACUCUAAAACUCACUGAAUUAGGGUUUUUCAUCCAUAACCCAUGAUGGAUAUUACUUGUUAUCAUCAAAUUAGGUGUACAUCAUCCCCAAUUCGUUUCAUUUCUCCUCCUCAUCCAUAUAGGGUUUCAUCAAAAUCAAUCUAUAUAAACAAUCAAAGGAAAAGGAGAAAUCUUUGUUUAGUUGCUUCUUCUUCUGAUACUUUGAUUGCUGGAUCACAUAAAGAAGAAGACAAUGGGAAAACUAUUAAGAAAUCAUCAACAUCAAUUGAUGAAUAUGAAGAUUUGAAAUCUUGGAUGCAUAGUAAAGGUUUACCCCCUUGUAAAAUUGUUCUUGAUGAAAAAGAUUGCAAGUUUCAUACUCAGAAACACAGGCCUAUCCAUUAUGUUGCUGCUAGUGAAGAUCUUGAGAAAGGAGAUAUCGUGUUUUCGGUUCCGGAUGAAUUGGUUGUUACCCUUGAGAGAGUUCUUGGAAACGAAACAAUUGCGGAAUUAUUGACAACGAACAAGCUGUCAGAAUUGGCUUGCUUGGCAUUGUAUCUCAUGUAUGAGAAGAAGCAGAAAAAGAAAUCUUUCUGGUAUCCUUUCAUCAGGGAGCUUGAUCGCCAACGAGGGAGGGGUCAAUUAGCUGCGGAAUCUCCACUUCUAUGGUCAGAAGAUGAACUGGCUUACUUGACUGGGAGCCCUACAAAGGCAGCAGUUCUUGAACGGGAAGAAGGGAUUAAGAGAGAGUAUAAUGAGCUUGACACUGUCUGGUUUAUGUCAGGAUCACUAUUUCAGCAAUACCCAUAUGAUAUACCUACCGAGGCCUUUCCAUAUGAGAUUUUCAAGCAAGCUUUUGUUGCCGUUCAGUCUUGUGUAGUUCAUUUGCAGAAAGUUAGUUUGGCACGAAGAUUUGCUUUAGUUCCUCUAGGGCCACCACUGUUGGCUUACAAAAGCAAUUGCAAGGCCAUGCUUACUGCUGUGGAAGGUGCUGUUCAGCUCAUGGUUGACCGCCCAUAUAAGGCUGGGGAGCCAAUUUUUAUCUGGUGUGGACCACAGCCUAAUUCAAAGCUUUUAAUAAACUAUGGUUUUGUUGAUGAAGAUAACCCCUACGACCGCAUUUUGGUUGAGGUGAAAACUGACUGUAGUUUUGUCGUUAGCCUUCUUUUUGUACAUUUAGAGUUUGUAGGUCUUGGUUCUUACAAGCUUUUUUUGAACCAGGCAUCCCUUAGCACUGAGGAUCCUCAAUACCACGAUAAGAGAAUGGUUGCGCAGCGAAAUGGAAAACUGGCCAUACAAGUCUUUCAGGUCUCUGCUGGCAAAGAAAAAGAAGCAGUUUACGAUAUGCUUCCUUACCUUCGACUAGGCUAUGUUUCAGAUCCGUCCGAGAUGGAGUCCGUGAUUUCUUCUCAAGGCCCUGUAUGUCCAAUGAGCCCAUGUAUGGAACGUGCAGUUCUGGAUCAACUUUCUCACUAUUUUACAGCUCGUUUAGCUGGCUAUCCCACUACCUUAAGUGAAGAUGAAGCCUUGUUGACAGAUUCCAGCUUGGACCCUAAGAAACGAGUUGCUACCCAGCUUGUCAAACUUGAAAAGAAGAUGCUAACUGCCUGCCUUCAUGCUACAGUUGAACUGAUAAAGCAGCUACCCGAUGAUACUAUAUCUCCCUGCCCUGCUCCAUACGCCCCUCAACUAAAAUAAAGGAAAUGUCAGAAGAUCAAGCUCCUAAUUGUGAAUAAUCCUGUAAACAAAGAGCAGGCUUUUGUAACUUUGUGGCGAUUUGAAAGUGGGCAUGAACUAGGACUUUUCUUUUUAACAUUGCCAAAUGCUUCAAAUGGUUUUCUGCCAAAUUAAUAGGGUCAACAAGCAGAUCGUCUGACUUCAUUUUGUGAAGGGGGAAGUCAUGGAACUUUGGGCUGGAACUUCGAAAACAUUAUAUUCAGAUGAUUUUGUCAAUUUGCUAUGGCUGUUAAUCCUUCACCUUUCAAUCUAUACACAAAUUGAUUUGUAUUAUAAAUUAAGUUUUUUCUCUCA